AAAAGUUUUUCUUUCAAGAAUGGCAGGUUUGAGUCCAUUAUUUGGAGGGGUCGGUAGAUCCCAAAGCAAGAAUUUGGUGGAAUUUCGAGCUGGCAAAAUGUUCAUGAAGGGUAACACAGUGCACCCAGACAAGAGGAAGGGCACUGUUUAUGUUUAUCAAUCAGAUGACACCCUCAUGCAUUUCUGCUGGAAGGAUCGCAGCAGUGGAUCAGUUGAAGAUGAUUUAAUCAUCUUCCCAGAUGAUGUGGAAUUCAAGAAAAUUCCCGAAUGUACAACUGGGAGGGUGUUCCUCCUCAAAUUCAAGUCUUCCAGUCGCAAGCUGUUUUUUUGGAUGCAGGAACCAAAAGUUGACAAAGAUGAGGAGUUCUGUAAUAAAGUAAAUGAGUACCUCAAUCAUCCACCGUCACAACGACGUCGUCAUGAUACAGAUGGAGGAAGCCUUCCCAUUGGCAGUCUCCCACCUGAACUUGCUCAAUUGGCAGGAUCAGGAAAUUCAGAUGUGCAAAAUCUUUUGUCUGGAAUGAGUCAGCAACAACUUCUCCAACUUUUUGGAAUGGGAGGCUUAGGAUCCCUACUUGGUGGUGUUCAAGGCGGGAGUCGAGGUUCAUCCCGUGAAUCCAGUCGCCCUACUUCAUCUACUACUUCUUUGGCAUCAGGAGUCCAGCCUCAAGCAUCCAGUUCCGGGCCAGCAUCCUCUGAGCCAGCAGCAGCUCAAGGAGCUAAAGAGAGUGAAAGUGCCAGCAGAGUACCUGCUUCUUCUGUGGGAUCGUCAGGGAAGCCCCCCACUCCUGUAUCAAGCCAGGGUCCAAUCCAGCUGAGUGAUCUGCAAAAUAUUCUGCAAUGCAUCACUGUCCCCCCAGAUGCAGCAGCUGGGGGUUCUGAUGCUCAUCCCACUUCACAUACUCAAGGUGAAGCCCUGCAGCCAAUCCUGUCCAACAAGCAAUUUGUUGAGAGACUCAAGCAGUACCUGCCACCAACAGAAGAUCAGUCUGCUCUACCAGCCAGUGACCAUCUCAAAGACACCAUACACUCUCCACAGUUUCAACAAGCUGUGGCUGUCUUCUCAGCUGCUCUGCAGUCAGGACAACUUGGUCCUUUGAUAAAGGAAUUUGGAUUGGGUGAAGAUGCAGUGAAAGCAGCUGAUGCAGGGGAUAUGGGUGCUUUUGUGAAGGCCCUCUCUAAGAAAAAGAAGGGUGACAGAGGCAAUGAGAAGAAGGAGAUAGAUGAUGAACAUAUGGCAUGCGACUAGCCUUGUAUUUUGUCUGCAUUUUCUAUUCACUCUUUGUCCCUUGCUUUUUGGUUGGCCAUAUAAAUAUGAACCCUAUGCAUAAUACAGACCUGGUCUACUCCCUGGAAAUAAAUUAAGAUUGGGUCC
Messenger RNA from Darwinula stevensoni, 1375 nucleotides. Lineage: Eukaryota; Metazoa; Arthropoda; Ostracoda; Podocopida; Darwinulidae. The record is from the annotation of a GenBank genome assembly.